UUUCUGUGUCGCAUUAACACUUCAAAUCACUAAAUUAUCAUACCGCAACUCGCCUAUACCUGAACCCAUUCUACUCGAACCACGGGAAGAGGACGGAUUCUUGGAGCAUACGUAUAACUCUGAUUUGGGACAUUAUUUCUUCAGCAGGUAACUUAAGGAAGAUCUUAGGUCUGUUGUUAACCUGGCCAGGAGGAUAAUACUCAUGUUAGCCACCAUGCGCCGCCACUCGUGGUAUCAAACCGAUGCUGAUCUAUGAUAGUGAUUUUAUCCAGUGUUGCAAAGCAGUUUUCGACAUGGGAGGCAAAUUUCAUGAAAAUUUAUGUUUUUGUCAUCUUCAAGUCUCCUGUUGGAGAAGCCACGGUCCUGCUGGAAGCUAGUUUUGUGUAAAGAACAAGUAUAUCUUACGCCAUGUAUGUUAAUGUUGUAGGUCUCGUUGGAUUAAUACUGUUAUAGAUUUGAAAGGCAAUUGUUUUGAAAGUAGGCCUGAGACUUUUUACACAAAAGUAACAUUUGAAGACACGCUUGGUGAAUCAUGAAGGUCAUUUCCAAUUGAUAAUGUGAGCAAUUCGCCCAUUUGCUUUGGUUUUGUUCGAUGGUUUUGCUAGGUGUGGGAUUUCAAAGACAAUCGACGAUCAAAGGUCAUUCCCAGAUAUCGUAUAGGGAUUCUUCAAACUUCAGGAUUUGGUCAUUCAGUGCAAACGCCAUGGCAGCGAAAGAUAAAAUAGCUAUUGUGAUCUGCAGUGACGAUCUCACUGGCAGUUGGAUUUCUCAGGAAGACGAAGCUCUGCGAAACGCACUGGCGGAAAGAAAUCUCGAUUUCACGCAGGUCGCGUGGGAUGAUCAAGACGCAUGCUGGGAGGACUAUUCCGCAAUUCUCAUCCGGUACACCUUCGACUACGUGAAGAAAGCCGAGGAAUUCCGAACAUGGGUUGAGGAACGGAAGUCUAUUGGAAAGCCCCGGAUGUGGAACUCUCCUGAUGUCAUUCUUUGGAAUGCGCACAAACGAUAUUUGGAGUACUUCAGAGAAAAUGGCGUCAAUGUCCCCGAGAUAGUCUACUGCGAAAAAGGAUCUGCGGCGCCGGAAUUGAUUGAAGUUUUGAGUAGGCGCGGUUGGGACAAGGCAGUCGUGAAACCUGCCGUCUCCUGUGGUAGCUACAGGCUCUUUGCAAUCGAAACAACAGAUGCCCGCGCAAAGCAGGCGGAAUUUGAGAAAUAUCUCCAAGAAGGUGAUAUGAUGAUUCAACGGUAUGUCCCAGAGAUCAAGAGCAAUGGCGAAUACUCCCUGAUGUACUUCGAUAAGAUGUUCAGCCACGCAGUGAUCAAGUUCCCAGCAGAUGGCGACUUUCGCACAAGUCCGUGUCUCGGCGUGAUUGGGAUUGAACCAAUCGAUCCGCCUAAACACGUUCUCAAAAUGGCGGACAGGGUCGUUUCAUUAGUUAAGGAAGACUCGUUGCUCUACGCGAGAGUUGACGUAAUUGAAUUGGAAAAUGGGGAAGUGACCUUGAUAGAAUUGGAGGUCAUCGAACCUGUUCUUCAUUUAGCGAGAAAGGAGGGUGCAGCAGACACUUUUGUAGCCGCGCUUGUACGAAAUAUGGAAGCGUCAUCCCUGAAUUGACUUUGCUGUCAAGAAAAAGAUACCAUCCAAUGGUUUAUCCAUUGGCAGAUAGUAUUCCUGAGCCUUUUUACAUAUUGUACAAUAUUCAAUGUAGCGUGUCCUAUUAUGACUGAUUUUCAUUGGGAGCAGCUUAUCUUAAGCUUUUAGCUCCCUUUAAAAUUGGCGCAUAGCCGUUUCGUUUUGCACUUUAGUGGAGGAGGCUUACAUGUCUAAAUGAGCUAAUGAAUUAUCCAAGGACAGGUCUGACAAUGAUUCUAAAAUAUCACAGUGUCUAUUGUUGACGCGAAUAACCCGGUUUGAGAGUGAAUGGAUUAUUUCUAUUGGAACUCUUAGAGGCUUUUUGACAUUUUCUUUUUACUACAGUGUACAUUACGACUGUGUACGAACCUUGGUAGUUUACAGUAGUGCUGAGAUCACUAUUAACUGUUCAGUGGUACCGCCGCGUGGGACAAAUGUUAUGAAAUUUAAAAAAGCCCUGUCAUUCCUAAAUACUGCCUGGAUUAUUAGUUAUUUAGUUUGCAAACAUCAUUUUAAGCUUUUUUGAUUUUGAAUGAUAUCAACUAAUAACACGAUUCAGGUCGCUUUUGAAAUAGGAACUCCUUUUCUAGAUUUUACGGGGUCGGAAAGAUAUUCUCUCACAGGCAGUAAACACGUCCCCGCAUCGUGUCAUAUUCUGACAUGUCUCACGAAAACGCUAAUAAAACAAUUUCGAAUCAUUGGAACUUUCCAAAUAUCACUUAUGACAUUGACAAGAUAUAGGACUACACUUCUGCUAAGUUUGAUGAAAAUCCCAGCAUUGAAUUUGUUUUAAAUCACGAAAAUGUAUGUACGAAAAAUGUCCACGGACCCUAUUACAGAUUUAAUUGUGUUAUGAGCCCAGUAAAUAAGGGCAGAAAUCUAAAGCAUGAAUUCUUUUUUCGUACUUGGUAAGCACUAACACGCUGUGCAUUGCAUUGUUGGGGUUUUAUAACCUCGUGAUGGGAUUUUGUCUUGGUGAGUUUCAGUCCGUGUUUUACCCCUUUUGUCUCUCCUCAGCCAUUAUCAGCCUCACCAGCUGCGACCCUCGAAGCCAACGGGCUGGUUUAUAUAAGCUUAGCAUAUUGGUCUGUGUAAUUAUCAUUAUCAUAUAAUUAUCUACCAUCUGGAGCAAGUCUCAGAUUUCGUCUACCUCGGCUCUACUCAAACACUGGGAAGAUGGGACAUCACUGAAGGAGGUGAAGGUUCGAAUUGCCAAAGCUACAGCAGCCCUGGCAAGACUGAAGAAGAUUUGGCGAGAUAGGAACAUCUCUAUGCAGUUAAAGCUUCACCUACUAAGAUCAUUGGUGAUCUCGGUGUUCCUCUAUGCUGCUGAGUCGUGGACGCUGAACACUGACACUGAGAAACGCAUCAACGCGUUCGAGUUAAACUGCUACAGAAGGCUUCUAAACAUCCACUACACGUCACACACCACCAAUAUCCAGGUCAGAGGGCUGAUCACCCAGCGCAUUGGACGUCACGACCGCCUGUUGACAGUUGCCAAGAAGAGGAAACUGAGAUGGUUUGGCCAUGUGACCAGAGCCAAGGGAAUCCUGGCAAAUACGAUCUUGCAGGGCACAGUUGAGGGAAAGCGAAAGCGAGGGCGCCCAAAGAGGAUCUGGAUUGAUGACAUAAAAGAUUGGACAGGACGUAGAACAGAGGACCGAUCCCUAUGGUGCCAAGUAGUCACGCAUGCAGCGUCGCCCCAAUGGCCUAACAGCUGCGGGACAUGAUGAUGAUGAUGAUGAUGAUAUCAUAAUCAUUAUAAUAAUAAAUUUGAAUAGAAGUUCUUGUAGUUCACGUCGGAGUUUUCCAGCAUACCCGGUAUAUACGAGCUCAGCUUUAAUAUCCCCAGACGUGUUGCAAAAUAUGUGGAAUAAUUUCGUGUGAAAAACGAAGUUUGCAUAAUCUGGCAGUUUAAAGACAGCCACAGCUGCAAUUCCAACAGAUAACACGAGCAAGUCGCCCAUUUGCGUUGGUUUAGCUCGAUGUGAGUUUUCCAAGUCCGUCGACGAUCAAAAGCGUAAGGAUUCUUCGCACUUCAGGAUUUGAUCAUUCAGUGUAAGUUUGGCUUUCUGGGGUUUGGUCGAGAGACCGAAUAUCGUGUAGACUGUCCUGUCCUGAUCACCUAAAUCCGACGUCCAAGUUGUCCCCGGCUUUUAUAUGUGUUCAUUUUAAAGACAAAAGCCAUGAAAGAUAAAAUAGCUAUUGCGAUCGGCAGCGAUGUGUUCAUUGGCAGUUGGUUUUCUCAGGAAGACGACGCUCUGGUAAAAGCACUUGCGGAAAGAAAUCUCGAUUUCACGCAGGUCGCGUGGGAUAACCAAGACGCAUGCUGGGAGGACUAUUCCGCAAUUCUCAUCCGGUACACCUUCGACUACGUCAAGAAAGCCGAGGAAUUCCGAGCAUGGGUCGAGGAACGGAAGUCUCUUGGAAAGCCCCGGAUGUGGAACUCUCCUGAUGUCAUUCUUUGGAAUGUCCACAAACGAUAUUUGGAGUAUUUCAGAGAAAACGGCGUCAAUGUCCCCGAGAUAGUCUACUGCGAAAAAGGAUCUGCGGCGCCGGACUUGAUUGAAGUUUUGAGUAGGCGCGGCUGGGACAAGGCCGUCGUGAAACCUGCCGUCUCUUGCGGUAGCUACAGGCUCUUUGCAAUCGAAACAACAGACACCCGCACAAAGCAGGCGGAAUUUGAGAAAUAUCUCCAAGAAGGUGAUAUGAUGGUUCAACGGUAUGUUCCAGAGAUCAAGAGCAAUGGCGAAUACUCCCUGAUAUACUUUGAUAAGAUGUUCAGCCACGCUGUGAUCAAGGUCCCAGCAGACGGCGACUUUCGCGCAAGCCCGAGCUUCGACGGAGUUGGGAUUGAACCAAUCGACCCGCCUAAACACGUUCGCAAAAUGGCGGACAGGGUCGUUUCAUUGGUUGAGGAAGACUCGUUGCUCUACGCGAGAGUAGACGCAGUUGAAUUAGAAAAUGGCGAAGUGACCUUGAUAGAAUUCGAGGUCAUUGAACCCUUUCUUUACUUAGCGAGAAAGGAGGGUGCAGCAGAUAUUCUUGUAGCCGCCCUUGUAAGAAAUAUGGAAGCGUCAUCUCUGAAUUAACACAUAUUUCCACAUAUAUGAAACCGCAUUCCCCUCAUGAACCAAGGGGUCGGUAUCCAAAAGCAUUCUUAAUGUCGGUGUGGGCCUUCUGUAGAAUAGCGUUUUACCGUCGACACGUGCGUCACAAGCGUACCCUGCUUCACAGACAGGAAAAACGGUAUAGCGGUAACAUCCUUUGUUAUCUUGGGUGAAUAAAUUGCACAUUUUGAUGCCGCUGUGGUAUAGCCGAUAUGAGAACGUACCCGAGUGGUAUAUACAUACCCUGUAAUUCACGUUUUCCUGCAUGCCUAGUAUUGUAUCGCCAGACGUGUUGCAAAAUGUGUUGAAAUAAUUUAUCGUGUGAGAAACGAAGUUUGAUCGAGUGAUUUUCUGUACUGUCUCAAAGGCCUGUGACAGGCUGACUAUUUAAUAGGUGACAAUAAACACAUGU
Lineus longissimus is the source of this 5155-nucleotide messenger RNA. RefSeq lists its product as uncharacterized. The record is from RefSeq and is a predicted model, not a curated record. Gene Ontology annotation, biological process: glutathione biosynthetic process. Bases 593 to 1615 code for a protein of 340 amino acids. Gene Ontology annotation, molecular function: metal ion binding; glutathione synthase activity; ATP binding. The transcript is spliced from 2 exons. NCBI's taxonomy places the organism in Eukaryota, Metazoa, Nemertea, Pilidiophora, Heteronemertea, Lineidae.